Hibiscus syriacus is the source of this 630-nucleotide messenger RNA. RefSeq names its product secreted RxLR effector protein 161-like. The coding region runs from base 1 to 630 and encodes 209 amino acids. The transcript has a single exon. The record is from RefSeq and is a predicted model, not a curated record. Lineage: Eukaryota; Viridiplantae; Streptophyta; Magnoliopsida; Malvales; Malvaceae.
AUGACUACUCCUAUGGAACCUUGCUUGAAGUUAACUAAAGAUGAAGGAAAACUAUUGGAAGAUGAAACACUUUUCCGACAGCUUGUUGGUAGUUUAUUCUAUUUAACUAUCACAAAGCCUGACAUUUCAUAUUCUGUAAGAGUCAUCUAUCAGUUUAUGGAAAAACCACGUGAGAGCCAUUUAAUUGCAGCAAAGAGGAUUCUUCACUAUGUAAAAAGCACUCUGAAUUUUGGGUUAUUGUAUAAGCAUCAUGCAUCAUUUUCUCUGACUGGUUUUGUAGAUGCAGACUGGGCUGAUGAUGUGAAUGAUAGGCACUCCACAACAGGGUAUUGUUUUAAUACAGGUUCAACAACAGUCUCAUGGUGCAGCAAAAACAAAACUAUUGUUGCUCUUUCAAGUUGUGAAGCUGAAUAUGUAGCAGCUACUAUGGCCAUUCAAGAGUGUAUUUUGCUUAAGAGGCUUAUUCAAGAAACGUUCUAUGUCUUGGAUUAUCCAGUUCCUAUUCACUGCGAUAAUGAAAGUGCAAUUAAGCUUGCUGAAAAUCGAGUGUUUCAUGCCCGCACAAAACACAUUGAAACACUUUAUCAUUUCGUUCGAGAAAAGGUUUUGACUCAGGACAUUCAGCUGUAG